AUGGAAAACACCAACAUUACCAUGAUCAGUGACUUCGCACUUUCACAAGAUGACUACACGAUCAAGGUUCGAAUCAUUCGUCUGUGGAAACAAAUUAGUAUGAUUAGAAUGAUAUUGAUGGACGAAAGGGGCGCCAAAAUUGAAUGUAAUGUGGAUAAACCAUUUGCAUCCCUACAAGGAAAAACUUUGGAAGAAUAUGGUGAUUACUACAUUCUAAAACCCACAAUAAGAUAUUAUAGGAAACGUUUUCCAGUGUUUUCCAUUGGUGGUUUAAAUGAUGGAGAGGCAAUUAUUAACAAUCCUGAUGAUCUUCUCAUUGUUGAUUCGACUAUAUAUCGUUGA
This is a messenger RNA of Lactuca virosa, 342 nucleotides long. The record is from the annotation of a GenBank genome assembly. NCBI's taxonomy places the organism in Eukaryota, Viridiplantae, Streptophyta, Magnoliopsida, Asterales, Asteraceae.